Molecule: messenger RNA, 1035 nt
Organism: Drosophila rhopaloa
Lineage: Eukaryota; Metazoa; Arthropoda; Insecta; Diptera; Drosophilidae
Gene: Smug
Product: single-strand selective monofunctional uracil DNA glycosylase
Exons: 2
Coding region: 37-879 (280 amino acids)
Biological process (GO): base-excision repair
Molecular function (GO): oxidized pyrimidine nucleobase lesion DNA N-glycosylase activity; single-strand selective uracil DNA N-glycosylase activity
Source: RefSeq, a predicted model, not a curated record
AGUUUAAAAUUGCACUUGAGUGCGAAAUCAAGCGUUAUGUUGAAACGCAAAUUGAACGCGCAAAAAGAUACUCUGGAGGAUGGGGAGACCAAGAGGUCAAUUCCAAAUGAUGGAAGUAUAUCCGAUUUGUUUGCCCAGCCCCUGCGGAUAAAAUUCUAUAACACCGAAAAAAAGUUAAACGAGGCGCUAGGCAAAUUGACCCCUCCCUCGAAUAUUAAGUGCAUCUACAACCCGGUAGUCUAUGCGUCACAGCUGCAUUGUGAUUAUUUGCGUCGUUAUUUGGAUAGUCCCAAAAAGCUGGUCUUUAUUGGAAUGAAUCCGGGACCAAACGGAAUGGGUCAAACUGGCAUACCCUUUGGCAAUGUGCGCACUGUAAAGGUAUUGAUGCAAUUAUCAGGGCCGGUAGACCAACCCCCUGUCCUUCAUCCCAAACGUCCUGUCUUGGGUUUGGACCACAGGAUCGAGGAGCCAAGUGGUGUUCGUCUGUGGGAACUGUUUUUGCAAUUAGCAGGAAACAUGGAGAUAUUCUCCCAGAAAUGCUUUGUUCAUAAUUUCUGCCCUCUAGCAUUUUUCGACGAAUCGGGCAAGAACAUAACGCCCAGUGAACUGAAGGGUCCUUACAAAAAACAGCUGCGGGAUUUUUGUUUGGAGACCUUAGAGGAGCAAUUGAUUCUACUUAAUCCCAAAGUGGUUGUAGCUGUUGGAGAAUAUGUUCAUGCCUCAUUAAAACAUUCAGCUUACUGCAAAUCUGAUUCCGUUUCUCUGCUCCGGCUGCCGCAUCCAAGUCCCCGAUCUGCGAAAAAUAACAAUUGGCCGGAAAAGGCUCAGAGUUUUCUGGAGGAGAACAACCUAAUCCACUUGAUGCGAAAUGACGCUUAAAGCUUAAUAUGCAUCCGGCUUGCAUUUAUUAACACUUAACAAAGUUAUAUAAAAAUCUGCAAUACUCUAGUCCUUAUUGGCUAAAAAAAACGAAGUACAAAUUUUCUAAUUCGUCAUAGGAAUAUUAAUAAAAAUUGUAAAAAAAAACAAUCAACG